Messenger RNA from Microstroma glucosiphilum, 1203 nucleotides. RefSeq lists its product as hypothetical. The transcript has a single exon. The record is from RefSeq and is a predicted model, not a curated record. Lineage: Eukaryota; Fungi; Basidiomycota; Exobasidiomycetes; Microstromatales; Microstromataceae. The coding region runs from base 131 to 1123 and encodes 330 amino acids.
CCUGACCCCUCCUCGGUGCAACUCUCCAUCCGUUGCUCGCUCCAUUGAUUGCUCUUGCGGCCUUAGCACAAAAGACGAGGCAAAUCGAACACCGCAUUGUUCCAUCUCUGACAACUUUCUUCCAGCUCAGAUGCAGAGACGGCCGCUCUCGGACACAACCACACUCGUUUCACCUACAUUCCGACCUUACGACUCAACCGCCCGACUUCAGCCAAAGAUUCCUCGUCUUCUUCAGCCCUCUCGCUCCACUGACAAGCUACCGAGCCAUACCAUGCGAUUCUCACUUGGCUCACUCUGGCGCAACUGGAGGCAGCCCCACGACACUGAGGACUUUCGAUGGCUUCCCAAUCAGCCCCCUCGCAAUGGGAUCAUAGCCUCCACUGGAGUCGCAUGUGGGAGAUUUGCCAACCAGAGCUCAGAGUUCCUGCACCUCGUGUACGAGUCUUCUCGAUUAGCCCUACCCCCUCCACCCGCACUUUCAUCCUUCGAGCCCCCUCCCUCGGCUCGAUACGCGGAGGUUGCCUCCGCUCGACCUACUCGCCUUUGGACGUCUCCUACAGACCCCAACUCGCAGGCCUGCAGUGGUCAAUUCCGAGCGGCCUGCCAUAUCAACUUUGCCGACUUCUGCUGCUUCAACUGGACUCCAUCCGCGAGCACGAAUCCCUUCAAGAAGGGGCUCAACAAGGCAUGCGCUGCCCUCAGCGCCGGCGCCAACUCAAUCGUGCGCUUCACCGGAUUGGGGAAACUUCUGUCUCUCAAGGCCAAUGCUCGAAAUUACUGCUGGCGAUGCGGGGAGCUCUUUUGCGACGCUCACCUACAGGACUACGCCACCCUGUUCCUCGCUUUUGAGGAUGUAUUGUCAAUGACAGCGCACCUGCACGCUAUGCAGCUCCCCACAUGUGGCCGCAUUGACGGCACGUACUUACUUUUCCUUGCGGACGGACGCGUCUUGGUUCGACAACGAGUGUGUGCCGACUGCCACGAAGCGGUGGUGAUGGCCAGAGCCCGAGAGACGGCCUGGGUGGCAAUGGAGAGUGAAAGGCGCAGGGAGAGGCAAAAGAUGCGAAGAUGGGAGGCUGAGCAGAACCGACGACGGGUUGAAGAAUUCAGCGGCAGGAUGUAAAGUGGCACAGAGACAUAAGUGGGGGGCCCAAAGCAAGGCUCUCUCUCGGCUUCUUCUGCGCCUGCCACUAUAUCUCUUCU